Molecule: messenger RNA, 14956 nt
Organism: Coregonus sp. 'balchen'
Lineage: Eukaryota; Metazoa; Chordata; Actinopteri; Salmoniformes; Salmonidae
Source: the annotation of a GenBank genome assembly
GGUCAAUAUAAUGCAGAAUCUGUAAUAGAAAUAACGUUACAGGGAAAUAAGCGAGCACGGGGCAGUUCAAUCAGCCGUGUAGCCAACCUUUAAUGAUACAUUGUAUUUAAACUAGCUGAUACAGUUGUUGCAAAUAAUCUAUGGUGUUCUAGUAUCGAUAGGACAAUCGUCAACACGAGUAUGGCAACCCCUCUACCUCCUUGCGUGAUAGAUUGUGGGACUGGGUGAGUUCGUUUACUCGAAACAGCUGCGCUUGCUCUGAAGAUACAGUAUGUGAUCUGCCUUGAAAAGGGCAUUUACUAACGUUAGGCUAUGUUGUGCCACCAAUCAAGACAACCUUUGCCACCCAAGUGGAAAGCACCUGCCUGCACAUUUUACUUCAGAAUAAGAUUAAAUAAUAUAUUAUAAUGUAUAAUAUAUAAUAAUAAAUACUUUGUAAUGUUAGGUCUAUAGCUAAGAUGUUAAUGUAAAUACAGUGCCAUUGGCCACUGCUGUAGGGUCCUCUAAAACGUACACUAUUUUAGCCCUAGAGGAGCCUACUGUUAACUUUUCUGAAUCCGAAGGCCUGUAAACUCACAGGUGUGAUUAACUUGAUGAAUAACUCAGCCUGUGGGCAGUACAUUAGUAGAGGUCUCUAUUAAUUAAACAGCUGCAUGUUUUGGAUAACAAUAUACAUUUGAGAGGAGAUUACUUUUUCCUCCAUGAUGAAUUAGUAUGGUUAAACAGGAAGUUUUAUUUAAUCAGAAAGGCUGGGGUCGAGACAGAACCUGAUGCUGUGAAUUUAUUAUAGGGAACUUAUUGCUAAAAGUUUUGGUUGUUUCUGAAAGGUUAAUUGCAAAUUGAUCAGUAGAGAAAAUAUUGACAAAUGCAUUCUGCUUCGUCCAUGGUACAGAAAAUAAAUAAAUGAUUCAGUUGUAUAUUUGCACAAUGGUUAGGGGAAAACAUUGUAAUCUUUGCUGUGUUAUGAUGACUUUGUGCUGUUUUUCUUUGAAUGCAGAUACACCAAGAUUGGAUAUGCUGGAAACACAGAGCCACAGUUUAUCAUGCCGUCCUGUAAGUAUACUGUAUAGCUUAUGUUGCAACAGUGUCAAACACUAUUGACUUCUAACUUGAAGAUGGCUUUAUUUACAUCAGUUUUGGAGUUGAAGGUUUUUUGUUUUUGGAUUUGAAUCAAGCUCCGCCUCGGGAAAGCACUAAUUAAAGGCAGUGUAGCCUCCCAUCUCAUCACACGGCUGUGUAACCUUGAGCAAGGUACUGCACUCCAGCUGCCAUUUCACUCAUUACCAUCAAUUCAUUUCUCAAGGGAACGGACAACAAAUGAGUUUCAGACUGUUUUGAUCUGUUCUUUGUAGACCACAGAGGUCUAAAAUAUGCUUGAUGGCUGUGUGAACAUAUGGGCCUUGGUACGUCAUCUGUCCAUGUAUAUCGACUUGAUGGACGGGAGGUCUAGAGAGGAAUGUAACACCUGUUUGUUACCCUUAUGUGUUUCCAUUUCAGGCAUCGCUAUACGGGAGUCAGCCGGUGUAGGAGACCAGGCACAGAGGCGACUUGUGAAGGGAGUGGAUGACUUGGAUUUCUUCAUAGGAGAUGAAGGCAUUGAUAAGCCCAACUAUGCAACCAAGGUGAUUGGUCCUACUCAUAGGAUCUGUCCCACUGGGCACAGACGUCAGUUCAACAUCUAGUUCAACGUGAAUUAAACGUAAAAUCAACAAAACAUUUCACCAUGUCAUUGGAUUUAGGUUAAAAGUUGGGUGAAAAAAAUACAUAAUGCCCUUACGUUUAUUACUUUUUGCUAAUCCAAUCAGUUUUCCACGUUGAUUCAACGUCAUUACAUGGUUGAAAUGACGUGGAAACAACAUUAAUUCUACCAGUUUUCGCCCACUGGGAUGGUUUUGAGUUGUAACCAUGUGGCUUUUUGUCUCCAAAGUGGCCCAUCAGACAUGGGAUGGUGGAAGACUGGGAUUUGAUGGAAAAGUUCAUGGAGCAGAUCAUAUUCAAGUAUCUACGGGCAGAGCCUGAAGACCAUAGCUUCCUUAUGGUGAGAGACAGUUUAUUGUAAAGGUAUUAUAUACCCCAUUAUAAACUGGUUGGUUCGAGCCCUGAAUGCUGAUUGGCUGACCGCCGUGGUAUAUCAGACCAUAUACCAUGGGUAUGACAAAACAUAUGUUUACUGCUCUAAUUACGUUGGUAACCAGUUUAUAAUAGCAAUAAGGCACCUUGGGGGUUUGUGGUAUAUGGCCAAUAUACCACAGCUAAGGGAUGUAUCCAGGCACUCUACGUUGCGUCGUGCCUAAGAACAGUCCUUAGCCGUGGUAUAAUGGCCAUAUACCACACUCCCUCUGGCUUUUUUGCUUAACUAUACACCAUAACACGUAUUUUGUUUGUCGUAACAUAUGGGAGUGAAAUAGACAUUUGUAUUUAUUUUUCUAUUUUUGAUAUUGGUAUUUCAGUAUUUAUAAAUACCGAUGAAUACACCCAUUUCCCCUUCUGAAUUUAGUCUAUGUUUUUCUAAAUGAAAACGUUUACAGUCAAUAGCUGCAUGGUUUUUGUAAUACCUAAUUGUAAUUUUAUAGCUUUGCUGUUAUUGCUCUUAGAUUGCGUCAGUUGGACUGUACAGUGUUUUUUAUCUUUGUGUCCCCAGACAGAGCCUCCGUUGAACACGCCAGAGAACAGAGAGUAUCUGGCUGAGAUCAUGUUUGAGACCUUUAAUGUCCCAGGCCUGUACAUCGCAGUGCAGGUACAACAGAAAUAAUGUUGCAUUCACACUAUUGAUCUGAGGUGGUUUUCACCUGUUCUUGUUGUGUUUCUCUUUUCACUAUCAGUAGUGUUAAUGAGGUGUAAUACCCCAAUGACCCCAUUCAUGUAUGGUUAGAUAACAGUAGUAGUAUAUAGUAUAAGUAUUUAGCGUGUCUUAUUAUUAUAACAAUGUAUUUGAUAUGAGCAUCCAUCCAUGCCAUGUAAGCCUAGAUAGCAAUAUAUGUUUAAACACUUGAUAGAUCAGUAGAUGCAUAAAGAUGUUGAUGAAAGUGAGGUCCAAUUAGGGCUGUUGUGGUGACCAUAUUACUGCCACACUGGCAGUCAUGAGUCAUAACAGCAGACAAAUUCCACAUGACCACUGAGUCACGGUAAUCUCCUUUUAUACACUCUGGAUAUAGACGUUGGUAAUAGAGGUCUUCACGGGUCAAAAACGUUGGACCCGUUCCAAAAUGGACCUGGGGCUUUGCCACCCAGAACAGAUAUGCAUAAAUAAAUAAAUAAAUAAAAUAUAAUAAUAUAGAGACCCGUUCUGAACGGACCCGAGGACAACUAGACCUGGUCCGGUCUGAUCCGAGUGAGGGAAGCAGCAGAAAAGUCAUGUUUUAAGCUACUUUCUUAACUGGAGCUGAUAAAGUGUGAGAGGGAGAGAGAGGUGCCGCUCUAGCAGGCGGGAUAGGGGCCCUACAGUGAGCGAAUUACAUUCAGAGCAGGGAGAGAGGAGCGACAGCAACCAAUCAAUCCGACUCCCGCUAUAGUAGACUACUGGCUGCCAUAGCUAGGUUAUUUAUCAUCAGAUAUGAUUACAUAGUACCUGUCUUGACUUCAUCAAACUGGGAGAAGCUAGUUAAGCUGGCUAACAUUAGCUAGCUAGGCUAAUUGAGGCUGCAGCUGUGCAUCAGCUUUCUCAUCCUACACAAAAUAACAACAACUCCAUUCAGAAUACUAAGUACUCUCUCUACUGCAGCAGUCACGUUCGGAUCUGUACGGGUCCUUCUGGACAAGUCAGUUAAAAUUACACAUACCCGAGACCCAUGACAAUCAUAUCAGAUCCGAUCCAGACCCGUGACAUUAUUUAGAAUUCUGGAUCCGGAAUCCGGAUCCGGACUCGGGUAUUCGGGUACAGGUGGAUCCGUGAAGACCUCUAGUUGGUAGUACCCAACUUGCUAACGACCAUCAGGUCGCUAAUGACCUGGUACUCAGUGCUCUAUUGUACCUCUUACCACUCUGACAUCAAUGCAAAUGCAAUCGAAAAUCACAUCAAACAGUUAUCAUCUAAAACCGUAUCAUGCUUUUAAAACUCACCGUUAGGCUACAUUUUUUGACCUCACUGUGAUGAACAAUUUGAAGAAAGAAGUUCAACAACAGGUUGAAACUGAGUGGAAAACAUGGUCGUUGUGGAUGUUGUUUCAAAGCCUAACAGAACGAAAUGGACAGCUCUUUAUAAGGUGAUGAUUAAUUCAAAGCAUUUAAGACAUUGCAUGUAGAACACCCAUACACAUAUUCGAGUUUAUGCAUACGCAUAGGCCUAUACAGUACAUGAGCCAAAGGCCGAAAAAUAAACCUGAAUUAAAAUAAUGAUUGUGGCAUUAUACAACACAUAGCCGAAUAGCCUACUGCAUAUUAUGCAAGAUGGAAAAACAUUUAAAAAAAAAAACAUAUAUAGAUUGAAGAUGUUUUUGGUACAUAAUUGGUCUCGCCUAUACUUCAAAAUUAAACAGAUUCUAGUAAUCACCUUUGAGUGUGGACUGUAUUAUUAUGCAUACUGGAUGGACUGGUUACCUUAUGCUACGCUCCAAACUUUCUAUCCAUGAGUCUGGGAGAGAACGUAUAGGCCUAGGCGAUGCUGUUGGUUCAUUGAUUGUGCAGGGCGGCUUACAGUUAGCCUACAAUUAUAGUGAAUUUGUCCAUCUCCUCUCCUUCAUUCCUUUUUCGAGCACGCAGAGAUGGGGGCUGUCAACUGUUUAAGUUAAUUAAAUGCGUUUCGUUGUGUUUUCGUUACUAUCGCUAUUCCCGAACAGAUUUCACUUGGUUUCCCAAAUUAAGCACUGGGUAGAUGCAGGAACAUGGUUGGAGAGCCUGUAGCAUACAGAGUUUGGGCGGAAUAUCACCUCUCGUGCGGUGAGGUUGCAUGCUCCUCAAACAGUGGUUGAUGCAUGAAGUGAAAUAAGUGUUUUUAUAAGCCCAGACAUUUCUAAAUGCAAUCCCGUGUGAAACCAGAGUUUUUGAUGGUUGCCACUAAAAAGAGGAGGAUCCCUGCUGCUACUAUAUUUAGGCCUAUUUCUCAGCUGCUCCGCAUUAAAACCGGAGUAGCCUCGGCAUGAUUUAAACUGGGAAAGCAGCCUCCAUUCGCUAUUCGAGUGAAUACCGAUGACGUCUUUUUUCCCCUGCCCCCUGUUCCUACAACACGAGGUUGGUGGCACCUUAAUUGGACAGGACGGGCUCGUGGUAAUGGCUGGAGCGGAAUUAGUGAAAAGGUAUCAUAUACAUCAAACACAUCGUUCCAGGUGUUUGAUGCCAUUCCAUUUGCGCAGUUUCCGUACGUUAAUAUGAGCCGUCCUCCCCUCGGCAGCCACCUGUUGUUCCUACCAUUUGAUAUUGGGACAUUCUAAAUAAUUUUUUUUAUUUUUUAUAUAUUAGUAAAGACAAGAUUACAUUGAGAAUAGUCUGAUGGUUGAAAAUAUGCCCACUUGAUGAGAGAACAGGGUGUGCAGCCUGAGGCAAGGAACAGAGCAUAAGCUUUUUUUUGCGACUUUUUAUCGCCUAUAGUCGCAUCAUGCAGCCCAAAUAUGUUUUGAUUUCUAAGACAUUCUAAGGUUUGUAUCAUUCACAACUAAAUUAGCCAAAUAAUUCAAAAUCUAGGCUACCAUAUAGGACCUGUUUCAAAUGAAAUAUAAAGUAUCCUUUCAAUUUUAUUCAGCCAAGUUCAAUUAUAUUCUUCUUACUAUAAAAUCAUAUUAUAUAAAAUAAUGGCACGGGACUUAUAAGAAUAUCUUGUUUGCUAAAUGAACUAGACUACAGCCUAUGGCAUGGCGCAUAGCCAGAUAACAUACAGUAGGCCAACUCAUAUUCUGUUCUCUGAAAUACAUUUUCUUCAAAUCAUAAUGUUUCUUUAGACCUGCCUAAAAUAAAUAAUGGAUUUAUUGUGGUGGUGUAUAUUAAAUGGAUUUAUUAGACUUUUUUCAAUGUAGAUGUUCCAAAGGCGUGCAUCAGCGGCUUGUAUGCGUGGAGGCCUGGAGAUUCUAAAGAUGUUUAUGUUAAUUGCGGGUCAAUUACGGUGAGACAGGCAAAUAUUUGCAUGACAAUAACCGGCUGACAAAAUUUCAUGACCGCCACAGCCCUAAAUCCAAUCACAUUGAAAUAUGUCUCUCAAUGAUUGUACUGGUUCAUUUCAGGCAGUUCUGGCCCUGGCAGCAUCAUGGACGUCUAGACAAGUAGGCGAGCGAACACUGACAGGAAUCGUGAUUGACAGCGGAGAUGGAGUCACCCAUGCCAUACCUGUGGUAACAAAAGCAUAUCCAUAGUUUUUUUUGUUAAAAGACACUAUGACAUAAUAGGUCGCAGGCCUAAUAGGUCAUAGAGGCUUAUAAUCACACUUGUCAUGAAAGCUUAAUGUUGUCUUAUGUCACGUUAAACUUAAUGAAACUGUCCAUCAACAUUGGGGGUUGCCAUAAUCUUCAAUGACAGAAGUGUUAUGCCAACCUUAUGAAGGCAUUAUAACCCCUCAAUAUGUGUUGUCAUUCCUCAAGAAAAGCUAGGCCAUCUUGGUUGCUUAGCUUUUAUUGUGGGAACAAAACAGAAAUGCCUUUCUUGUGAGUGGAAGGAACUAGCAAGCCCAACUUAACUCCUUCAUUGACCUGUUUUGAUUGUAUGUCUGUCCAAAUUCAAAGGAAUGUCAAUAUACAGCAUGAUCCAGGACAUCGUGGGUUAAUGGGAGGAUCCAAUGAGGAAAGGCAUGUAAGGGGAAGUUUUAUAACCAUCCCAUCCCUUCCCUGAUAGAAACAGCCCUGUAACAUGGGUAGAACCUGGCCCCACCCCAGGACAUGCUUCAACUUAAAACUUGGUUAACCCCCUGUGCCCUGUGUGCAUUAGGCUGCCUUUGUACAGGCAGCCCAAUUCUGAGGGGCAAUUUUUUUCACUAAUUGGUCUUUUGACCAAUCAGAUCAGCUCUAAAAAAAGAGCUGAUGUGAAAGGAUCUGAUGUUAUUGGUCAAAAGACCAAUUAGUGGGAAAAAAAGAUCUGAAUUGGGUUUCCUGUGUAAAUUCAGCCUAAGACUCCCAUGCUGUUUCUCAACAGUCCAAAGUGGCUUUUCCCUCCUCCAGGUGAAGGAAAUUCCCCUGGGGGCCUUCGGAAUAUUGCUUUUAGCUAUCCUGUCUUUUUAAAUAAGGCUUGCUAUCCUGUCUUUUUAAAUAAGGGUUGCUAUCCUGUCUUUUUAAAUAAGGGUUGCUAUCCUGUCUUUUUAAAUAAGGGUUGCUAUCCUGUCUUUUUAAAUAAGGGUUGCUAUCCUGUCUUUUUAAAUCAGGGUUGCUGGCAGAGAGGAAACAAGGAGAAGUAGCCAAUUUAGCUUAUUGAGUAUAUAUGACUCCCUCUCUGUAAAAGCGAUGUGGCAUGAAGUUCUAUGUCUGUUGUUUAUGAUGAGUAAAAUGCUGUGUCAAAUUUGAUGAUUGCUGGGAUCCUGUAUGUGGAGUUUUUCUUUAUGGCUAUAGAUUAUAUAUAAUAUAAAAUCGAAUUGGAUACCAUAAAAUAGAAUACCAUAGAGUGAAAAACAAGUGCUGUACCCAUAUUGAGAUAUAUUGGAACUUAUUAACGUAAAAGUCCCAGCACAUAUCACAAUUUCCUAUGUUCAUAGACUUCUUCAGACGCCUUCUUCACUGUCAGCUGGUUUCUAAAUGCCCACACCCCAUUUGUUUCCAUAGACUUCCAUAGACUUUGGUUAAUAGAAAAGUCACUGGUAUACCUGCUAUUACUAAAGAUGCACUAUGCAGAAAUCGCUCCACCAUUUACUGGUUGCUAAAAUCUUUGUAGUUCGCCUAAUUUCAGUUUAUGUGACAAACAAGCAAGUAUAGUGUAGAGAAUCAUUGUACCAUCUAAACCGCUGGGAAAUAUAUUUUCCAUAACCAAAAAUAUUGUAUUUUCAGCUGUUUGAAGCUGGUGUACAAUGACAGAUUUAUAACUGACAUAUUUGGUCAGGCCGCACAGACAUUUACGUAUUGCAGCUUUAAGUGUUUAAUGUUGUGCAAAUUCAUAGUUAUGCUGCAGGUAUAGAGUAGCUCUUUGAGACAUGAUCAGGAUCAUAUUAUGUUAACCUAUUGUUGACUUGAUAUUUAGGAUUCUUGACUUUAGCUGUUUGAGUCAUUGCAACUUGUGUGUCCUGUGCUAGGCCGAAGGCUACGUCAUUGGGAGCUGUAUAAAGCACAUCCCCAUAGCAGGUCGAGACAUCACCUUGUUCAUCCAGCAGCUCCUCAGAGAGAGGGAGGUGGGUAUCCCCCCGGAACAGUCCAUGGAGACAGCCAAGGCAGUCAAGGUGAGGAGGAGAAUAGUAGUGAAGCUACUUUUGUACAACACCUAGUGACCUCUUUAAGAGGUUUUGAUUGGUGUAAUGGUUGUUGGACUGACAGCCGCAGGAUCCCGGGUUUGACUCCCGAUCGACACUACCCUACGAAUACGCUACAUUAUGUACAUAAAUGGACAAUGUAAGCUAACACUUGUUUAUUUUUUGUUUGUUGUUUUGUUUUCCUAGGAGAGGUACUGCUACAUCUGUCCGGACAUUGUGAAGGAAUUCGCCAAAUAUGACACGGACCCUGGGAAAUGGAUCAAGCAGUACAAAGGCAUCAAUGCCAUCAGCAAAUCUGAAUUCCACAUAGAUGUUGGAUAUGAACGCUUUCUAGGUCCAGAAAUAUUCUUUCAUCCAGAGGUAUUUAUUGAUAUUCUGAAUAAUGGGUAGCGUUUAUUUUAUGCUACACUAUCUAUAAGAACUAACAUGACAACCGUUAUCAGUCAGUGUCGUUACCCAAUAAGGAUCCAAUUGAGUUAAUUACUCAUUUGGAAUGAGUAUCUUCAAGAAAGCACCAAUUGUUGUCAUGUAAGAUAUCAGUAAAAAAAAAAAAGGUAAAUAAUUGUUAUGCAGAAUAAAGAUGCCAAAUUUAGGAUUAUUCUAAUUUAAAGGCCCAGUGCAGUCAAAAAUGAUUUUCUUGUGUUUUAUAUAUAUUUCCACAUUGAGGUUGGAAUUAUACUGUGAAGUUAUGAUAAUGCCCUUUUAGUGUAAGAGCUGUUUGAAAAGAUUGCCUAACAUUUCAGCCUGUUUUGGUGGGAUGAAGUUUUGGCCUGCCUGGUGACAUCACCAGGCGGUAAAUUAGUUAAUAGACUUAAUAGAGCAAUAAGAAAGAGUUCCAAACCUAUCUGCCAAUAACAGCUAGUUUUCAGUUUUCCCCUCCCAAGGCCACUCCCAGACAGUCCUAGCAAAAUUCUUGCUUGAGAAAUUGCUCUUUGCUAAGAAGAUAUUUGUGUUUAUUUUUGACCAUUUUAAUUAAAAACAAUAACAGUAAGGUGCUUAAUUGUUACCCAGAAAUGAUUUGAUAUUGAGAUGAAAACAGCUGCAUUGGACCUUGCUUUAAACAUUCACUUUUAAUACCCAGUAAAUCUGCUCCUGUGUUUUACAGUUUGCCAACCCAGACUUCACGCAGCCCAUCUCAGAUAUAGUUGACGAGGUUAUAAUGAACUGUCCAAUAGAUGUCAGAAGACCUCUAUAUAAGGUAUGGCUUCAACACCACAUUCUGCAGUGGGUUGUGUGAUGGGGGAAACGCAUAUCUUUCCAGUCUAACAAUUCAUUUAAGAAAGAAUAAGAUUUGCAAGAUUCUUAUAAAUAUGUUAGACUUGCUCUGCAAUACAUUUAGGAGAAUUGGUUAUUUUGAUUCAGAAUAGUUUUUCAUCCUUUGUCCACCAGGUGUCAGUGUACAACUUGUUAUCUUACCGGCAGAUUCAUGUUGGCCUUUUUUGGUUACUACAUGAUUCCAUAUGUGUUAUUUCAUAGUUUUGAUGUCUUCACUAUUAUUCUACAAUGUAGAAAAUAGUAAAAAUAAAGAAAAACCCUUGAAUGAGUAGGUGUGUCCAAACUUUUGACUGGUACUGUAUAUUUAAUCUAAACACAGAAUGAGUGGAAAUUGUCUUGCUCUCAUGUCUAUCCCCAUACCACUUAUCUGCAUAUAAAAUUUACAUUCACAGGGGGGGGGUAGAAGGAUUACAGGGGGGGGAGAAGGAUUACAGGGGGGGGGGGGGGGGAGAAGGAUUACGGGGGGGGGGUAGAAGGAUUACUUUAUACUAUUCCAGGUAUUCCUUAAAAAGGGGCAUUUACGAAAAAACAUUGAAACAAGUCAUUGAACUUGUAAUAGCCCAGUGAACCAAAUCUUGCAAUUUUCUGGGCAAUUGAAUACAUUUAACAAUUCAUUGAGCAUCCUAACUGUACCCACGAGUCACAACACCUGAGGUGGUCUUUAAGCUUAAACCAUCUUCUUCACAAAUUGAAAGGUGGUCAUCUGCAGUAAAACGCUCGCUGCUGGGCUCUCAUCUCCUCCUCUGACACUGGUAAUAAAUUGAUUCAUUUCAGAAAGGCAAAACAUAGAGGGAGAGAGGGAUGAAAAAUAGAUGGAGAACGGUACUUUUUGUAUUGCCCCAGAGGUUAUUCCAGCUCAUCCUAAUCUAAACAAUGGGAUACAUUUCCUCCCAAAGCCUCCAAAGUUUGUUAACAAACGAUUAACCCCCUCGACCUGUAAUGACGGAGAAUCGCUGGUUGAUCCCCUAUUAUCGCUGAACGUCAAUAUUUAAUUAAGGUCAAAUGAGUGUCCGGUUUUCCCUGAGCCUUUUCGAUCUCUCUCUCUCUCUCUCUCUCUCUCUCUCUCUCUCUCUCUCUCUCUCUCUCUCUCUCUCUCUCUCUCUCUCUCUCUCUCUCUCUCUCUCUCGUGUUAGGGUUUGAGACCUGACCAGCAUAGCCUUUACACAUUUGAUAUCAGCAACUUUCAAGGGUUGUUAUUUAAGCAAUAAGGCCAGAGGGGGUGUGGUAUAUGGCCAAUAUACCACGACUAAGGGCUGUUCUUACGCAUGAGGCAAAGCGGAGUGCCUGGAUACAGCCCAUAGCCAUGGUAUAUUGGCCAUAUACCACAAAUCCCCCGAGGUGCCUUAUUGCUAUUAUAAACUGGUUACCAACGUAAUUAGAACAGUAAAAAAUAAUGUUUUGUCAUACCCGUGGUAUACGGUCUGAUAUACCACGGUUGUCAGCCAAUCAACAUUGAGGGCUCGAACCACCCAGUUUAUAAUUUGUGAUAAACCCCUAAUGCUGUGAUGACAUUGAAGCCUAACUAGUCACAGAAAGCAUGCACAAAAAUAUUGAACAUCUGUCGAUGUGCCCUUGAGCUAGGCAUUUAACCCUAAUUGCGUAUAAAUUACAUACUUGUACAUGUGUAAAAAAGGACAAAUAUAAGCGCCCACUAAUUAUGUAUUUUUUCUGUCUCUUGAUUAUUGUGUGUUUAGCCAGAUUGAGUAGUUCCUGGUGAAUGAAGGUGUUGUUAUUGUUUUGAUGGGCUAGAAAACUGACACCCUAUAGUCGUGUUGUGUACUGACACAUUGCAGAAUAUUGUCCUGUCCGGCGGUUCCACCAUGUUCAGAGACUUUGGCCGGCGGCUGCAGAGAGACCUGAAGCGGUCGGUAGACGCCCGGCUCAAAUUGAGUGAGGAGCUCAGUGGAGGAAGGAUAAAGGUAUGUGUGUGUUCAUGCCUUCCUGCCUCCUAUGGUUUGGCAUGACAACAAUCAUAGGAGAUGGCAAUACAGAUCUGGCAUUGUCCAGGCUAUUGUGAUGCAGGGUAGAAACUGGGCUCAGGGGAUGGAUGGUAAUCUGUCUACUUUCCUGUUGUUUUCAGCCCAAGCCCAUGGAGGUCCUGGUGGUCACACACCACAUGCAGCGCUACGCUGUGUGGUUUGGAGGAUCCAUGCUUGCCUCUACGGUAAGUCCCCACACAGUGCCCAUGUACACACUCACACACAAUGAGCAUGCACGUACGUACGAAAGCACGCACCCACGCAUGCACACAGAUGCACACUACAUUUUCUACAUGGUCAUACUCAUAUAAUUUAUUUGGGGGGUAAAUGGGAAGGUUAACAAGUUCUAUUAUUAUUAUUAUUAUUGUUAUCAUAUUCACUAUCACAAAUGUCUACUGUAGUAAUGUGUGUAUAUAAUCAAUAUAUAUACAGUGGGGAAAAAAGUAUUUAGUCAGCCACCAAUUGUGCAAGUUCUCCCACUUAAAAAGAUGAGAGAGGCCUGUAAUUUUCAUCAUAGGUACACGUCAACUAUGACAGACAAAUUGAGAAUUUUUUUUCCAGAAAAUCACAUUGUAGGAUUUUCAAUGAAUUUAUUUGCAAAUUAUGGUGGAAAAUAAGUAUUUGGUCACCUACAAACAAGCAAGAUUUCUGGCUCUCACAGACCUGUAACUUCUUCUUUAAGAGGCUCCUCUUUCCUCCACUCGUUACCUGUAUUUAUGGCACCUGUUUGAACUUGUUAUCAGUAUAAAAGACACCUGUCCACAACCUCAAACAGUCACACUCCAAACUCCACUAUGGCCAAGACCAAAGAGCUGUCAAAGGACACCAGAAACAAAAUUGUAGACCUGCACCAGGCUGGGAAGACUGCAUCUGCAAUAGGUAAGCAGCUUGGUUUGAAGAAAUCAACUGUGGGAGCAAUUAUUAGGAAAUGGAAGACAUACAAGACCACUGAUAAUCUCCCUCGAUCUGGGGCUCCACGCAAGAUCUCACCCCGUGGGGUCAAAAUGAUCACAAGAACGGUGAGCAAAAAUCCCAGAACCACACGGGGGGACCUAGUGAAUGACCUGCAGAGAGCUGGGACCAAAGUAACAAAGUCUACCAUCAGUAACACACUACGCCGCCAGGGACUCAAAUCCUGCAGUGCCAGACGUGUCCCCCUGCUUAAGCCAGUACAUGUCCAGGCCCGUCUGAAGUUUGCUAGAGUGCAUUUGGAUGAUCCAGAAGAGGAUUGGGAGAAUGUCAUAUGGUCAGAUGAAACCAAAAUAUAACUUUUUGGUAAAAACUCAACUCGUUGUGUUUGGAGGACAAAGAAUGUUGAGUUGCAUCCAAAGAACACCAUACCUACUGUGAAGCAUGGGGGUGGAAACAUCAUGCUUUGGGGCUGUUUUUCUGCCAAGGGACCAGGACGACUGAUCCGUGUAAAGGAAAGAAUGAAUGGGGCCAUGUAUCGUGAGAUUUUGAGUGAAAACCUCCUUCCAUCAGCAAGGGCAUUGAAGAUGAAACGUGGCUGGGUCUUUCAGCAUGACAAUGAUCCCAAACACACCGCCCGGGCAACGAAGGAGUGGCUUCGUAAGAAGCAUUUCAAGGUCCUGGAGUGGCCUAGCCAGUCUCCAGAUCUCAACCCCAUAGAAAAUCUUUGGAGGGAGUUGAAAGUCUGUGUUGCCCAGCGACAGCCCCAAAACAUCACUGCUCUAGAGGAGAUCUGCAUGGAGGAAUGGGCCAAAAUACCAGCAACAGUGUGUGAAAACCUUGUGAAGACUUACAGAAAACGUUUGACCUGUGUCAUUGCCAACAAAGGGUAUAUAACAAAGUAUUGAGAAACUUUUGUUAUUGACCAAAUACUUAUUUUCCACCAUCAUAUGGCAAUAAAUUCAUAAAAAAUCCUACAAUUUGAUUUUCUGGAUUUUUUUUUCUCAUUUUGUCUGUCAUAGUUGACGUGUACCUAUGAUGAAAAUUACAGGCCUCUCUCAUCUUUUUAAGUGGGAGAACAUGAACAAUUGGGGGCUGACUAAAUACUUUUUUCCCCCACUGUACAGGACUCAGCCUACAGAUGUAGGAUCUUCAUUUGAUUACUCUUUUGUUGAUGAGAAUUUUCCUGCACAACAGGAAAUGCAAACUUGUAGUGUAUACGAGGUUUAAAAAGGCUUAUAAAGUUUGUUAUUUCCACUUUAAAAUGUCAGACUUUGCCCAAACGAAAAAUGUAUCAACCCCUACAAAAAACGUCCACAUGAUGAUUCACAUUUCAUGUUGCUGCAGGAUUAUUUUCCUGCUGUAGCAAACUGGCUCAAAUUAAGUUCCUACAUCUGUAAUAAUGCUGUGUCUGGUGUUAUCCAACCUUUUUGAUCUGCCUUGAGUACUGAGAUGAAUCCCCUGUUGCUCCUUGCUUUUGUAUUCUGUUUUUUUCCUUCACAGCCUGAGUUUCUCCAAGUUUGUCACUCAAAAAAGGACUACGAUGAGUUUGGCCCCAGCAUCUGCCGCCAUAACCCAGUCUUUGGUACCAUGUCCUAAGGCUAGAACCCACACCUACAGAACCUGCUGUUGACCCCGGCCUGGGUUCAGUCCAUGCAUCGUGAUUGUUGUCCUUACUUUACUAACAUAGCACUUUAACCUACCACACAAGAACCCCUUAGACGUUGAUGCGCAAUUGAAUUUGUCAACUACAGUAUAUUGUACAAUCAGUAUAGGCUACUUAGAAUGAACGUGAAUGAUACAAGUAAUUUAAUUAGACUCAGACCUCUUAUAGCACACAUACAGUGAAUGUUCAAUAUUCUCAUUGAAGCAACAUUGCAGACUAUUUAAUAAAAUUAAACAAGAAACGAAUCUAAACUGGAACACUUUGGUUGAAGCGAUAAACUUAAGACGGUUUUCUUGCAUCUACUUUCUUUAUUUCGCUGUACGCUCUUAAGAUUAACUUUAGAUCCUAUCCCAGGCUGCAUGAAUCAUGUGGGAAGGUAACCAAUGCUACUUCUGGAGUAGCUCAAGUUACGUUUGUCCAACAUCCAUAGAAUGUCAUGCUUUGAAAUUGUAUAUAGAAUAUAUAGAUAAAGAUACUAUAUAUUAUAAUAUAACAUAUUUAAAAUGUGUUUAUAUUUGUAUUAAAGAUAGUUUAUCAGAACAGGUAUGAACAGAUGUAGAUCGUACGCUGUACUUCAUUGACGUGAAAUAGUGUAAAGUGAAAGAAGAGAUAUUUAGUUUUAUUAGGUCCAAAAGUAUUUAUUUAAUUGUUUUUGUCAGCCACAAAUUAUCUAAGGUAUAUAAUAAUAUUGAAGUAUUUAUUUAUACAUUUCUGUGUAUCUGGAAGUUAUUUCCAUAGGGAACUGUGGUCACAAAAAAUAAAACUGCUGUAUGUGGCUAAUGUGAAUAAAGGUACUUGGCACCUUCAUGGCUUGUUGUU